This is a messenger RNA of Nannospalax galili (Upper Galilee mountains blind mole rat), 3422 nucleotides long. RefSeq names its product solute carrier family 26 member 6. Gene Ontology annotation, cellular component: membrane. Gene Ontology annotation, biological process: transmembrane transport. Bases 1195 to 3159 code for a protein of 654 amino acids. NCBI's taxonomy places the organism in Eukaryota, Metazoa, Chordata, Mammalia, Rodentia, Spalacidae. Gene Ontology annotation, molecular function: chloride transmembrane transporter activity; bicarbonate transmembrane transporter activity; oxalate transmembrane transporter activity. The record is from RefSeq and is a predicted model, not a curated record. The transcript is spliced from 22 exons.
CUGGCGCACCGGCCUGGCUUCACCGAGCCGGCAGUGGCCUCUCGCGGGAAGCCAUCCGAGCUGCAGCACCCGAGCUACUAGCGGGCCAUGGGGAUGUUGGAUGCAUCCGGGUGAGUUUCAGGGCGCGGCCCGAAUUCUACGUGUCCGCUGAGCGCUAGCGGUCCUGUGACCCCCGCGUGGGCUACUGGUCUGGGCCAGUUCUGAAAAGGAACCACCAAGUCUCGAGCAGUCAUUUCUCGCCUACAGGGCCUCGGUUUACCCGCCUUGCCAAUUUCCGGCAGGCGAUUCUCUAGAGCAAGGGAUGAGGGCGAGAGCUGGCAAGACCUUAGCUCUUGAGGGUUGUACCGAAAGCCACUGCAGUGCUGCCCUUGGGCUAACAAGGGAGGUUGCUGCUUACGAAGGAGCCCAGGCCCAAGAGGCAUGCCAGCUGCGCUGCCUCAGGACCAAGAGACCGCUGGCUGACGGUGGUCUGACCAGUGGAGCAGGGCGCCCACUGGCUAGGAACUGAGAACUCUGGCACUGCGGGGAGCCCCUCUGUUCCCUCCCAGAGGGCGGAGCUAAGAAUCUAAGCUCUGUCCUCUGGGCUAGUGUGGCCUGGUAAGAGGAGGGAGCUCUUUGAAAAGACUUGAGUGUGGCAUGGUGAUGGGAGGAAGCCUUUUGCAAAGACUUGAGUGAUCUUCUAGGAGAAGAGAGGAGGUUUUAAGGUCUCACAGAGUAAGGCACUGCCGAGAAUCUCCGAGGAUCUUUCUUGCACCUGCUCUGUUCCCUCCUCCACCUUGGAGAGCCAGGUUAGAGCCACUUCCCAGGGGAGAGCUGCAUUCCAUGGGGCCCUCCCCCAAGCUCAGAGUGUAUCUUAAUUAAGACAACCCCUCAGAUGAGAACCCUGGCCCUCCCCCUCAUCCUAUUUCCUGGCCGCAGGACACACAGGCACUCUUGUCUGUAACACAAGACAAGGAGCGGCAGAGGCGGGACUACCAUGUAGAAAGGCCUUUGCUGAACCAAGAGCAGCUGGAGGAGCUGGGACACUGGGGUCCAGCGCCUAAGACCCACCUGUGGCGUGAUUGGUUUCGAUGCUCCCGUGCUCGGGCCCAUGCCCUUCUGGUCCAGCAUGUUCCAGUUGUGGGCUGGUUACCCCGCUAUCCUGUGCGUGACUGGCUCUUGGGUGACUUGGUAUCUGGCCUGAGUGUGGCCAUCAUGCAGCUUCCCCAGGGUUUGGCCUAUGCUCUUCUGGCUGGAUUGCCUCCUGUAUUUGGCCUCUACAGCUCCUUCUACCCGGUCUUCAUCUACUUUCUGUUUGGUACCUCUCGGCACAUCUCUGUGGGAACCUUUGCUGUAAUGUCUGUGAUGGUGGGCGGUGUGACAGAAUCCCUGACUGCAGAUAAGGCCUUCGUGCAAAGCUUGAACACCACAGUUGAAGAUGCCCGAGUACAGAUCGCCUACACACUCAGUGUCCUGGUUGGCCUCUUCCAGGUGGGGCUGGGUCUGGUGCACUUUGGCUUCGUGGUCACCUACCUGUCAGAGCCUUUGGUCCGAGGCUACACUACAGCUGCAUCCGUGCAGGUCCUCAUCUCACAGCUCAAGUAUGUGUUUGGCAUCACACUGAACAGUCACUCUGGGCCACUGUCAGUUAUCUAUACAUUUCUGGAGGUCUGCUCAAAGCUGCCUGAGACUGUUGUGGGAACUUUGAUCACGGCGAUUGUGUCAGGAGUGGUGCUUGUGCUGGUGAAGCUGUUGAAUGAGAAGCUGAAGAGAUACCUGCCCCUGCCCAUUCCUGGGGAACUACUCACGCUCAUCGGGGCCACCGGGAUUUCCUAUGGUGUGGACCUGCAGAACAGAUUCAGUGUGGAUGUGGUAGGCAGCAUCCCUGCAGGGCUGAUACCUCCAGUGGCACCCAAUGCCCAGUUGUUUGCAAAGCUUGUGGGAAAUGCCUUUGCCAUUGCUGUGGUGGGCUUUGCCAUUGCUAUCUCACUGGGGAAGAUCUUUGCCCUGAGGCAUGGCUAUCGGGUGGACAGCAACCAGGAGCUGGUGGCCCUCGGCCUCAGUAACCUCGUUGGAGGCUUCUUCCAGUGCUUCCCUGUGAGUUGCUCUAUGUCUCGGAGCCUGGUACAGGAGAGCACUGGGGGCAACACACAGGUUGCUGGAGCUGUAUCUUCUCUUUUCAUCCUCCUAAUCAUUGUCAAACUUGGGGAACUCUUUCAAGAUCUACCCAAGGCUGUCCUGGCAGCUGUCAUUAUUGUGAAUCUUAAGGGCAUGAUGAAGCAGUUCUCUGACAUCUGUUCCCUCUGGAAGUCAAAUCGAAUGGACCUGCUAAUCUGGCUGGUAACCUUUGUGGCCACCAUCCUACUGAACCUGGACAUUGGUCUGGCAGUUUCCAUAGUCUUUGCCCUGCUGCUUGUGGUUUUCCGAACACAGCUGCCGCAUUACUCUGUCCUGGGGCAGGUGCCAGACACGGAUAUUUAUAGAGAUGUGGCAGAAUACUCAGGGGCCAAGGAAGUCCCAGGUGUGAAGGUCUUCCGCUCCUCAGUCACCAUGUACUUUGCCAAUGCUGAGCUCUACUGUGACUCGCUGAAGCAGAGGUGUGGUGUGGAUGUUGACCACCUCAUCUCCCAGAAGAAGAAGCGGAUCAAGAAACAGGAGCUGAAGCUGAAGCGACUCCAGAAAGCCAAGAAGUCCAAGAGAAAGGCUUCCUCUUCCAAGAUCACCGAGGUUUCCAUCAAUGUCAAUGACAGUGUUGAAGAUAUCAGAAGCAAUGACUUGGAGGGCUCUGAGGUCAAGGUGCACCGAAGGGAUGAGUUAGAGAAUGCAGCAGCCAACAGUCCAGAAGAUGUCAAGGCCCCAAACGUGACCACACUGAAGUCCUUGGGUCUGCCUCAGCCAGGCUUCCAUAGCCUCGUCCUGGACCUGAGCACCCUCUCCUUUGUGGACACUGUGUGCAUUAAGAGCCUGAAGAACAUUUUUCGUGAAUUCUGGGAGAUCGAGGUGGAGGUGUACAUUGCAGCCUGCCACAGCCCUGUGGUUACCCAGCUCGAGGCUGGACACUUCUUUGACGAAUCCAUCACUAAGCAGCAUCUCUUUGCCUCUGUCCAUGAUGCUGUGACCUUUGCCCUCCAACACUCAAAAUCUGGCCCCAACAGCCCUGUCUUGGCCACUAAACUCUGAUUGUGCUGCUGACCCUGCCUACCCUCCUGACAGCUCACCCUACUGAAACACCCUGCGUCUGGGCCAUCUCCAGGUGCCAUCCAGGACUCCCCUUCAUCUACAUGCGUAUACAUACAACUAAGGGAUGGAGGUCUUAGGACUCCAAGUUCAGUGCUGCAGGCCUGGGGAAAGACAUUGCAGUCAGGCUGGCCUUGGCUGGGUGCAGGGAGGGAAUGGAUGUAUGUUUACAACUUUGGGAAUAAAGGUAUGUCUGUCCAACUUCA